AUGCCUCCACCGGCUAUGGUGGCAGGCUCGGCCUCCUCCAGCGAGGUCACUCUCACUGAAGAGAAGACCAUCGAAAAGUACCAAUCUCGAGAGAUAGGUUCAAGCGAGACCACUAGGCCAAAUGACAUGGACCUUGAGGCGCAGACUGCCCAAACCAAGCCCAAAUUGUUUGCCUCGACACGCUAUGCCAUUCUCACCAUAUACCGACGUCUGUUCACGCUAGUGUUCCUAGCCAACGUCGCCGUCUUUGUGGCCGUCAUGACCACAGAACAGAAGCUCUUAGCCCUAGUCAAUGCCACCGCCGCCAACCUGCUCGCUUGCGGUCUGGCCCGGCAACCACUAGUCGUCAACGCCAUCUUCGUAGUUGUGUGCUCGAUGCCGAGGUCAGCACCACUGCCCCUGCGCAAGAUAGCAGCCAAAGUCUACCACUAUGGUGGCGUUCACAGCGGCUGUGGAGUGGCCUCACUCGUCUGGUACGUGGGAUUCGUCGGCGUCCUGUCCCAUCAGUACUGGGCAACAACGCCAGCCUCGGCCAUGAUCCGGCUUUCCGCCGCGCCAGUCACGUUGGCGUAUAUCAUCCUGGUCCUGCUGUUAGCGAUAGUCGUGGUGGCACACCCCACGUUCCGCAUGAAACGGCACGACUAUUUCGAACUCACCCACCGUUUCUCGGGGUGGCUGAUCGUAGCCCUGUUCCUUGCCUUGCUGAUGGUCUUCGCCCACGAAGCCAGCCAAUCCAUGCACAAACCCCUCGGCAACUUCCUUGUCACCCUCCCAGCCUUCUGGUUCCUCGUUCUUACCGUCAUCUCCAUCAUUCAGCCCUGGCUCUUCCUCCGCAAGGUCGCGGUGCGGGCCGAGCCUCUCUCCACCCACGCCACCCGCCUCCACUUCGACCACACGACAACAACCUUCGCAAAGGGCAUCCAACUAGCCAAGCACCCCUCCGCGACUGGCACAGCUUCGCUACCUUCCCAGACACGCCAGCCGGAAUGGACGGCCCAUCCAGCUUCUCAUGCCUAG
Messenger RNA from Penicillium canescens, 1017 nucleotides. RefSeq lists its product as uncharacterized. The record is from RefSeq and is a predicted model, not a curated record. Lineage: Eukaryota; Fungi; Ascomycota; Eurotiomycetes; Eurotiales; Aspergillaceae. Gene Ontology annotation, biological process: sexual sporulation resulting in formation of a cellular spore; conidium formation; regulation of conidium formation. The transcript has a single exon. The coding region runs from base 1 to 1017 and encodes 338 amino acids.